CCACCCACCGCCCCUUCCCCGGGCUGUAAAAUGCUGCAGCCAGGCCGGAGGGAAGCUGACGUGGACGUGGGGAUUAAUCAGAGCAUUCAUUUCUCUGUUUUCACAUCACCAGCUCCCAAAUGGCCAAGAGCCGUGCGGUGGUGACCAUGCUGCGCCCCAAAGCCCUCACCCAGGUGCUGAGCCAGGCCAACACCGGGGGGGUCCAGAGCACCCUGCUUCUGAACAACGAGGGCUCGCUGCUGGCAUAUUCUGGUUACGGAGACACAGACGCCAGGGUCACAGCUGCCAUCGCCAGCAACAUCUGGGUGGCCUAUGACAAGAAUGGGCACCAGGCUUUCAAUGAAGACAAUUUGAAGUUCAUCCUGAUGGACUGCAUGGAGGGCCGCGUUGCCAUCACCCGGGUGGCAAAUCUGCUGCUGUGCAUGUACGCAAAGGAGACUGUUGGAUUUGGGAUGCUGAAAGCCAAGGCCCAGGCGCUGGUCCAGUAUUUGGAAGAGCCACUCACACAAGUGGCAGCCUCUUGAGGAGUCAGGAGGGGCAGCGUGGCGUGUGGAUGGGGCUGGCGCAGUGAGAAGCCCUUUAACCAAGAACUGUAGCAGCAGUGAGCUUGUGGCACGGCAUGUACGGCUCUGCGGGGACAUCUGGGCUCAACAGCAAUGGUGGCAGCUUCCAGCGUCUUGAUACUGCAUUAAAAUAACAUGAAAACUUUCAAA
Alligator sinensis (Chinese alligator) is the source of this 713-nucleotide messenger RNA. RefSeq names its product late endosomal/lysosomal adaptor, MAPK and MTOR activator 2 (gene LAMTOR2). Lineage: Eukaryota; Metazoa; Chordata; Crocodylia; Alligatoridae. Gene Ontology annotation, molecular function: guanyl-nucleotide exchange factor activity; molecular adaptor activity. The transcript has 5 exons. Gene Ontology annotation, biological process: cellular response to amino acid stimulus; positive regulation of TOR signaling. The record is from RefSeq and is a predicted model, not a curated record. Bases 120 to 524 code for a protein of 134 amino acids. Gene Ontology annotation, cellular component: Ragulator complex.